Molecule: messenger RNA, 924 nt
Organism: Malassezia japonica
Lineage: Eukaryota; Fungi; Basidiomycota; Malasseziomycetes; Malasseziales; Malasseziaceae
Exons: 3
Coding region: 1-924 (307 amino acids)
Source: RefSeq, a predicted model, not a curated record
AUGCCCGGGGUGUCGGCGGCCAGGACCAUUGCGUGGGUGUGCGCCGAGGAGGCGCUUCCGCGGCAGCUCGCGCUCGAGACGAGUGCGCGCUUGUCCAGUGGCAUAGUCGGCGUGAGCCAGGACGAAAUCCAGGAGGCGUACGCGCGCGAAGAAGGCGUGGCUUGGGCUAUCGAAAACGCGUACUACGAUGCCGACGUGUGGAUGCGCUUUGGUUCCUAUGUAAGUGGUGCUCCUGCUGCGAUCUUGCUGGUGGACCGUGAAAUGCCUGCGACGCGCCAUGCCGAGGUGCUGCAGCGUCUCGAGCGUGUGCACAACCUGACCGGCUUUGACCUGGACGUGUCGCUGGUCGUCGGUGUGCCGUCGCGUGAAAAGGCGUCGAGCAUGUCGCUCGAGGUCGACGAGGUGUAUGCAAUGGGCGGCUGGGAGUACAUUGAUCUGGGCGAUACGGACGAGGACCCCGCGACGCGUCUCAAGGACGCCUUGAUGGUGCACAUGUGGGAGGGCAUGCGCCCAAAACAAGCGCAGCCGACGCCGAGCAACGAGAAUGUCAAGGAGCGCAUCGCGCACAUGGACCAGUCAGCCGCGGCGCUGCCGCGCUCGGGCGGCGCUAUCCCGCCCGCGCCGCGUGCGAUGCAAGCGUCUGCCGAGCGCUUUCUGUCGGAUGCGCCCCCCCAGGAUACCCCCGACGACGACUUUAGCGAGUUUGUCGAGGCGCCCGCACCCGACGUGCCUACGGAUGCCGAAGUCGACGCGUAUUGUGCACGGCUCGGCCUUGGGACGCUCGGCAUGGACAGCAUGCCCGUGCUCUUUGAGCGGCUGCGUGGCGAGAUGGAGCGUGUUCGCAGCCUCCCCCCCGGCCCCCCCAAAGAGCACGCCGCGGCGCUGGUCGCUCUUGCUGUAGAACGUUCGCUCGAAUCAGAAUGA